AUGGCGGACGUCUACUCUCAUAUCCAUGAAUAUUACCGGCAGAGUCACGGUGAACUAGUGCAGACUGGUUCACCGGCGGUAUUGUGUUCGGCGCUUCCUGGGCAUUGGAGGUCCAAUAAAUCGCUGCCGGUGGCUUUUAAAGUGGUCGCAUUGGAUGACGUGCAGGAUGGCACUUUGGUCACCAUUAAGGCAGGGAAUGAUGAGAACGCGAUGGCGGAACUAAGGAACUGCACGGCGGUCAUGAAAAACCAAGUCGCAAAAUUUAAUGACUUGAGGUUUGUGGGCCGCAGUGGGCGAGGCAAGUCAUUCUCGCUCACAAUCACGAUCAGCUCAUUCCCCACACAAGUGGCGAGCUACAUGAAAGCUAUCAAAGUGACCGUCGACGGCCCCAGAGAACCUAGAACUAAGCAAAAUUAUGGCUAUGGCCACCCCGGUGCGUUUAGUCCAUUCCUGCUAAACCCCGGCUGGCUGGAUGCAGCGUACUUAAAUUACGCGUGGGCAGAUUACUUCAGACCCCCGCAAAUUCGGGAUCAGACCGCUGCCCUGGUAAAAGGUCCUAUCACCACGCCACCAGUCACGCUGCCAGGACCGGACCUGUUUCCGUUCCCACCAACGAUCACAAAUUUACCACCAGGUGGACUCAUUCCUCCUCCCGGCGCCUUCUUACCAAACGGACUUUUAUCCUUCCCGCCUCCAACAAUGAAAACAUUACCGCCAGAACUGUCAUUGAAAAAUGGAGUUAACCCCUAUGAUGCACUGAGGCAUCUACAAAAUAAUAUGUCAAUUGACACUUCGAGUUCAAGGUUAUCGCCAACAAGUAGUCGACAAAGUGGCAGUCCAAGGAGUCUUAUCAAUGCUAGUCCAGAUAGGUCAAAGGCUGAUUCAAAGUCCGAAGUAAAUUCCAUUCAUGAGGCGACAAUCACUGACGAAUCUGACGAAGAACCAAUUGAGGUGGUAAAAUCUGCGUUCCAUCCAACGCGGCCAGCAAAUGUAGAACUGCAAGAGAUGAAACGGGUACAAGCCGCCGAUUCUACGGUGGCUGAUAGACCAAGGGUCAAAAACGAUUUGAAAGCGCCUUCACAGCGCACUUCGAGAGUGCUCUCAACUAGUCCAACAUCAACCAAAAUUGUUAAUGGUGCGAUACCAACACACAAAUCGGUUUGGCGGCCAUAUUGA
Arctia plantaginis is the source of this 1176-nucleotide messenger RNA. The record is from the annotation of a GenBank genome assembly. Lineage: Eukaryota; Metazoa; Arthropoda; Insecta; Lepidoptera; Erebidae.